AUGGAGUUCCCGGAGCACGGCGCGCGGCUGCUGGGGCGCCUGCGGCAGCAACGCGACCAGGGCUUCCUGUGCGACUGCACCGUGCUGGUGGGCGCCGCGCGCUUCCCGGCCCACCGCGCCGUGCUGGCCGCGUGCAGCGUCUACUUCCAUCUCUUCUACAGGGACCGGCCGGCGGGCAGCCGCGACGCGGUGCGGCUCAACGGCGACGUGGUCACGGCGCCCGCCUUCGGCCGCCUGCUGGACUUCAUGUACGAGGGCCGCCUGGACCUGCGCAGCCUGCCGGUGGAGGACGUCCUGGCCGCCGCCAGUUACCUGCACAUGUACGACGUCGUCAAGGUCUGCAAGGGCAGGCUCAGGGACCGGGGCCGCGCGCUGCACCGGGGGACCCCCGCCGCCCGGGCCGAGCCGCCGGACCAGCCCCCGCACCCCCAGCCCGCCCGGUCCUCGGUGUUCUGCCCCGCGGCCCCAAAGGCCCAGCCGCCCCGGACUGGGGUCCACGCCCUCCCUCCGCGAGCCCCGGGCCCCCCUCCCUGGCAGGGCCCUGGAGACUCGGACCGGGCCCUGGACCUGUCACUGAAGCGGAGCCCCAGGCGGGAGCCAGUCCACCCACCCUGCGUCCUCCAGACAGCCGCCUGCCGCCUGAGGCAGCCUGGCCUCCCGCCGCCGGUGAAGGACUCGCGGGACUCGCUGUCGGAACCCGAGGACGACGGCGGCCCUCGCGGCCCUCACCGCCCCCUGCAGCCCCCCUGCGCUCCUGCAGCUGAGCGCCGGGCUGUGGGCUUGGAGCCGCUGCCGGCCGCUGGUGCGGGCGGCGCGCAGCUGGAGCUGGAUGCAGAGCAGGGGACCAGUGGGGGCGAGCUGGGUCCCGGCGGGCCCCUCCGCGUCUGCCCGCUGUGCACCAAGCUGUUCCCCGGCGGCCGCGGCCUGCAGCUGCACCUGAGCGCCCACUUCCGCGAGCGGGAAGGGGCCCGGGCCCGGCUGUCGCCUGACGGCGCGCUGCCCACCUGCCCGCUCUGCGGGAAGACCUUCUCCUGCACCUACACGCUGAAGAGGCACGAGCGCACGCACUCGGGCGAGAAGCCCUACACGUGCACGCAGUGCGGCAAGAGCUUCCAGUACUCGCACAACCUGAGCCGCCACGCCGUGGUGCACACGCGCGAGAAGCCGCACGCCUGCCGCUGGUGCGGGCGCCGCUUCACGCAGUCCGGUGACCUCUACCGCCACGUCCGGAAAUUCCACUGUGGCUUGGUCAAGUCCCUGCUGGUGUGACCUGUCCUCGUGGGGCGUGGUGUGGCGUGACCUGUCCUUGGGAGGGCAGGGAGGGGCUGCCCAGGUGGCUGCAGGGACGGAAGGCGAGGGAUGGGAGCUCCAGGUGGCAGGGAGCCCCCGUGCUGCAGCUCCCAGCGGAAGGGCCCCCACUGCCCCUGGACCGCAGUGCCAGACUUGGGGGCACUCGGCAUGGCUGGGUCCGCCCUCUUCCCCACCUUGCUCCCUCCCCCCAGCCUCCAAUGGACUCCGUCCCCCAGCUGUGCCCUGACCUUGAUCACUGUCUUCCUCUCCAUCCCCUGAGUCAGCUCCAUGGGGUCUGGGGAGGUGGGGGGUGGGGGUGGGGGGUUGUCCCUAGGGCCCUGAACUCCAGCCCAGCCACCAUCCUUGAACCAGGAAGGAGAACGCACUUCUGCCUCCGAGGGGGGCUCUCCUGACCACCUCGCUAACUCGCUGGGGCAUACCCUCUGGAGCCCGACACCAGGCAUGGUAGAGAACUCGCACAUCACGGAAGUCGCCAGCAUGUCCGGAAAAGGGCACUUGGAUGGACCAGGCCCUUUCUGGUGGAUGGCAGCAGGAGCCUUCCUGGGAGGCCCCGGGCACAGGGGGACGAGGACAGCCGGGGACAUCGAGGCACAGCUGGUGUGGCUGGGCUGCAGAGCCAGCCAGAUGCCAAGGGGCUCCUGCAUUCCCGGUGCUGGGGCAGGAGGUGGGUCCCCGGAGCCAGUGACCCUGACCACACUGCAGGUAGCUGGGAGAGAGGAAGUCGCAGUUUGGGAACAAUUCUCUUUAGACGGAGAGAGAGCUUCCCUGAGGUUGCCAGAUGUCUGCCCACGGGCGGUGGGCCGUGCUGCUUCCCUGCCUGAGCUCGGGGUGCGGGGUGCCUCAGAGCAUCCCUUGGGUGGGGCCAGGAGGGGCCUUGAGUGUCGCAGGCUGCCACAGGGCUCCAGUGGGCCUCACCCUGAGGUACUUGGCUUGCCCGCUUGAGGUCUCCCCAGAGCAGCCCAUCAUUUCCAGAGCACCGAGCUGGGGGCCAGUGCAGGGCCAUGUUUGCAGGCUCUCCCUUCCCUCCAGCAGGGCCUGGGUGCAAGCUGCCAUCGAACAGGGAGGGGACAAGCACCUGCUGGGCUGGGGUCACGGCCCCCCACUGUCAUCCACAGCUCCUAGACCCGUAGCUGGGGGGGGGGGGUCACCCAGCCAGUCUUGCUGCCCGAGUGUGAUUAUGACAAAGGGGGAGACGGGGCCUUGUCCCCACUUCCAAGAGCCUCCUGGACUCCUCGGGUCCGCGGACUGGAGGCACUGAGGACAGAGUCCAGCCAAGCUUAAGUGAUUUUCUCAUAUCCUGGCUACCACUUGAUGUCAUAUUUAUUUGUCUGCCUGGUCUGGAGUGAGAUGACCGAUGGCCUUCAUGGCAGGUGGGCGGAAGGGACGGUCUCCCCGCGCUCCCUCGGCUCUCCCAGCAGGUGGACGGCCUGCCACGUGCUGCAGGGCCUUUCCUGGUGCGCAGGGCUCCGAGGCCCUGGCCCAGCCGCAGACCAGAGCGCACUGAGGAAGGGGCCCCUGCUUGAGAUCGUCCUGACGGUGGGCUCCUCCAAAAGGGCUACCUCACACUCCGUGUCAUGUCCUCCAUGAGCAGGUUUCCGUGUGUGUGUGUGUGUGUGUGUGUGUGUGUGUGUGUGUCUCCAGCAAAUGGCGAGGUGAGCCAUGCCCACAGCCCCGCCACACGGCAGGGAGAGGUGGCCGCCCUGGUUUUCCCCAGAGGUUCCGUGGGGGAAGAAGCGGACUUUCCUCCUGACUUACCAACACUGGAUUCAUUGUCUUCGGCAAACAGUUACUGUGAAGUUAAUGUAAAGAGAAGUGGUUAGUUUUUAAUGUGACAACCAACACCGGUCCAAGGUACCCUGUAUGUCUGACGCACAAACGUGCGGAUGUGUGGCAGAGGCGCACGGAUGCCGUCCGAGGGGGGCCUGCUGUGUGGGGUCCUCCUGGUCCUGUCCCGCCCCCUCCCCGCGGUCUCAUGCUGCUCUGCUCCAGGGUGGAUGACCCCUGGGACCCAGAGGACACGGGUUUGCGUGGGACGGUGGGCUUGCGCGCACCCGCCUGCCACGACAGCCUGGACACCGGAGCUGUCCUGUGUGUCAUCAUCGUCUUCAUGCUGACCCUGCUAAUAAAGUCUGCACCCCGUGGA
This is a messenger RNA of Neogale vison (American mink), 3454 nucleotides long. RefSeq names its product zinc finger and BTB domain containing 42 (gene ZBTB42). Gene Ontology annotation, molecular function: protein binding; RNA polymerase II cis-regulatory region sequence-specific DNA binding; DNA-binding transcription factor activity, RNA polymerase II-specific. Gene Ontology annotation, biological process: regulation of transcription by RNA polymerase II. The record is from RefSeq and is a predicted model, not a curated record. Bases 1 to 1269 code for a protein of 422 amino acids. The transcript has a single exon. Gene Ontology annotation, cellular component: nucleus. Lineage: Eukaryota; Metazoa; Chordata; Mammalia; Carnivora; Mustelidae.